AUGGAUUUAAAAAAUAAUGAAAAUAAGUUUAAUGAUACCCUUUCCAAUAUAUUGUCUACAAUUUUACCGGUUGACAAAUCUACAGAAUUAUCUGAAAUUAGUAUCUGGUUGAAUGAUUGUAUAUUAUAUAACGUACCGCAUGGCAAGCGUACACGUGGUUUGGCAGUCCCACAAACUGUCAAGAUGAUUUUGGACAAAAAAUGUAAAAACUAUACUGAUGAGGACAUGGAACUGGCCAGGGUGCUAGGUUGGACAAUUGAGUUUCUACAAGCAGCAUUUAUCGUAAUAGAUGAUAUUAUGGACCAGUCUAUUACGCGCCGUGGUAAACCAUGCUGGUACAAAUUAGACCAUGUUGGUUUAAUAUCAUGCAAUGAUAGUAAUUUAUUGGAACAGGAAAUGUAUAAUAUUCUAAAGAUAUAUUUCCAUGAUAAGCAUUAUUAUCAAAAAUUGGUUGAUCUUAUGCACAAGGUAGCCUCCCGGAUGGCAACCUAUGGACAGUGUAUGGACAUGUUAUCAAACCCAAUAAAUGAGCAACCAGAUUUAAUCCAAUUUACCAGCAACAGAUAUGCCACUAUUGUUAAACACAAAACCGCUUUCUAUUCAUUUGUAUUACCUGUUAGACUGGCUAUGUAUAUGACAUCGUGUGACUCACUGGAUGACCACAAAAGUGCCGAGACCAUAUUACUAAAAAUUGGAUAUUUAUUUCAAAUGCAAGAUGACUACCUGGAUUGUUUUGGAGACCCUGAUACAAUUGGCAAAAUUGGGACAGACAUACAGGAGGGCAAGUGUUGUUGGCCUAUAGUUAAGGCAUUGGAAAUGUGUGAUCAGAAUCAGAGGCAAACACUUGACACUAAUUAUGGCAUAAAUGAUGAGAAAUACCCCUUCACUGAAAAUCAGCUGCUGUUGAGUGAACAG
Messenger RNA from Oppiella nova, 915 nucleotides. NCBI's taxonomy places the organism in Eukaryota, Metazoa, Arthropoda, Arachnida, Sarcoptiformes, Oppiidae. The record is from the annotation of a GenBank genome assembly.